Molecule: messenger RNA, 480 nt
Organism: Aureococcus anophagefferens
Lineage: Eukaryota; Pelagophyceae; Pelagomonadales; Pelagomonadaceae
Exons: 1
Biological process (GO): intra-Golgi vesicle-mediated transport; SNARE complex disassembly; Golgi to plasma membrane protein transport
Cellular component (GO): Golgi stack
Molecular function (GO): ATP binding; ATP hydrolysis activity
Source: RefSeq, a predicted model, not a curated record
CGGCGCGUGCUGGCGUCGCGCGCGGACCCCGAGGGCGCGCGGCGCCUCGGCGUGUCGCACGUGCGCGGCGUGCUCCUGAGCGGCCCGCCGGGCUGCGGGAAGACGCUCCUGGCCCGGGAGCUCGCGCGGGAGCUCGGCGCGCGCGCGCCGCAGAUCGUCAACGGCCCGGAGAUCCUCGACAAGUUCGUCGGCGAGGCCGAGCGGAAGGUCCGGGACCUGUUCCAGCCCGCGGAGGACGAGUACCGGCAGGUCGGCGACGCGUCGGCGCUCCACGUGAUCGUCUUCGACGAGAUGGACGCCAUCGCGCGGCGCCGCGGGUCGCUGACGGGCGACACGACGGGCGUCCGCGACGGCGUCGUGAAUCAGCUCCUCGCGAAGCUCGACGGCGUCGUCGCGGCGCCGAACGUGCUCGUCGUCGGCUGCACGAACCGGCCGGAGCUCAUCGACGAGGCGCUGCUGCGGCCCGGGCGCCUGGAGAUC